Molecule: messenger RNA, 7171 nt
Organism: Eleginops maclovinus (Patagonian blennie)
Lineage: Eukaryota; Metazoa; Chordata; Actinopteri; Perciformes; Eleginopidae
Gene: col4a3
Product: collagen, type IV, alpha 3
Exons: 52
Coding region: 180-5162 (1660 amino acids)
Biological process (GO): extracellular matrix organization
Cellular component (GO): basement membrane; collagen trimer
Molecular function (GO): extracellular matrix structural constituent conferring tensile strength
Source: RefSeq, a predicted model, not a curated record
CUAUCUCCAUCCCGCAACAGGUUGCUUUGGCCGGACAGGAUCGGCUGCACCGACCCCCCUCUGGACCUUACCGAACUCAGGCGAACUCAACCGAACGGAGGCGACCUGAGGCGAACCUGCAAGAGGAAUAUCCUCCAGAACGUGCUCAGCGGGGAUUCUGCAGCUGUGUGUCCGCCUGCAUGGAGGCUUCGGGCGGCCCCGGGCGGGGGACCCUCACGCUGCUGGUUCUGCUGGUCUGCUGCACCGCCGCCGAGAGGGUGUGUCACUGCAGCGGGAAGUCUCUCUGUCACUGUGACGGCGUCAAGGGUCAGAAGGGUGAAUCUGGUUACGUUGGAUACGAUGGACUUCCUGGAGUGAUUGGUUAUCCCGGAAAUGAGGGCCACCAGGGCUUUCCUGGAGAAAAGGGAGAUCAUGGAGCAGCAGGGAGUUCAGGACUGAAAGGCUCUCGGGGUCUUCCAGGAAAACCAGGUUUUCCAGGACCUCCAGGAUUGCCGGGACUCCCCGGUCAUGAAGGACCCCUUGGCCAACCAGGACUCCCAGGAUGCAACGGGACAAAGGGCGAUGUUGGUUACCCAGGGUUCUCUGGAGCUCCAGGUCCUGUCGGCCUUCAAGGUCGAUCAGGACUGCGAGGUGCAAAGGGAGACACUUAUGUUUUUGCAGCCACUCCAGAUAUUAAAGGAGCACCAGGACCCCGAGGGCGAGACGGAGGAAAUGGGCUGAGAGGAGAUACAGGUGAACCGGGCUUUCCAGGACAAUCAGGACCAGCCGGACUUCCUGGAAAUCCAGGGUUGUCAGGACUAGCAGGAGAGAAGGGUCAGGAGGGUCCCAGUCCAGUCAUACCAGGCCCCCGCGGACAGAAGGGUUAUCGCGGUCCGCCGGGGAUUCCUGGACAGAAAGGAAUUAAACUUUAUGCUGAAGGACCCAAAGAACUGAAGGGAGAGCCAGGUGACGUUGGAGCCAAGGAUUGUCGUGGUUUACCUGGUGUGCCGGGGAAACUGGGGGUCAAAGGAGAAAAGGGCGGGCCAGGAGAUCCAGGCUCACUGGGUAAACCAGGGAAGGAUGGACUCCUUGGAGAGCUGGGAGAACAGGGGGACGCAGGGGAUCGUGGGUACGUCGGACCUCCGGGUAUAGAAGGAUCCACGGGGGAGAAAGGUGAUCGUGGUUUUCCAGGUCUUCCAGGAGAGACGGUUUUCCAACACAUGUUCCUGAAUGGCCAGCGCGGUGUCCCCGGGGCCCGCGGACCGUCAGGAGUCCGAGGAGAAGAAGGACUCAUUGGAUUUCCUGGACUGCAGGGCGAGCCAGGUGUGGCUUCCAAUGGUCCACCUGGCCCCCAGGGGCCCCCAGGCUCAACUGGACCCAAAGGAGAAUCAGGAGAGCCGGGGCCCCUUAUCGUCGGCCCCCCGGGACGGACUGGAGUUCCAGGAGUGGAAGGAGAACCAGGCGACCCAGGAAACCCAGGUCCCUUUGUGGAAGAAGUUGGUCUUACAGGAAACAAAGGUGUAAAAGGCCCGAUUGGAUUUCCUGGAAUCAGAGGGGAGAAUGGACAGACAGGUGAGAAGGGGGGGUUGUGCUCGGUUUGCCCGUCUGUUGUGGGCUCCCCCGGACCUCCAGGCAGAGAAGGAGAGCCAGGUGAAGUCGGGUUGAUGGGGUCAACCGGGUUUCCUGGACCCAAAGGUCAUAACGGGGUGAAAGGUGUUGGAGGACCACCUGGUCCACAGGGCCCCUUUGGUACCCCCGGCCACCCCGGCUCCCCAGGACCGGUUGGGGACCCUGGCGUCAUGCAGAGGGUGGGGCAGAACGGUGAGGAUGGGGACCAGGGACCCCCGGGACCCCCAGGUCCCGAGGGGAUGGACGGAUCUCCAGGAUUUACAGGAACGAAAGGUGUUCGAGGACAGAAAGGAAAUCCUGGGCCUCUAGGGGCUAAAGGUGAGCAGGGCCCUCUCGGGGAGACUGGUGGCAGAGGACCAUUGGGUCAGAUGGGACCUCCAGGACUUCCUGGAAUUGGAGAGCCAGGACCUCCAGGAAGUAAAGGCAAUGUGGGGGUCCUGGGGCCAAGAGGGGAUCCUGGGAGACCAGGGGGAAAAGGUUCUCCGGGGGAAAUCAAAACCUCUCCAGGAGACCCAGGACAGAAAGGAGAGAAAGGUUUACCUGGAAACCCCGGACCUGAAGGUGUGACGGGGCCUCUAGGUGUACCAGGAUCUGUCGGUCCAAAGGGAGAAAGAGGAGAUGAAGGAUUUUCUGUCCAGGGGCCCCCAGGCUUUCCCGGGGUCAAAGGACUCAAGGGCCCUCCAGGAGCUCCAGGUUUAACAACUUAUGGUAUCAAGGGACGGGCAGGUCCAUCAGGCCCCCCAGGGAUGCCAGGCCCCAAGGGCACGAGCGGCUUCGGAUUUCCAGGUCAGCAGGGUCGGUCGGGCCCCCAGGGGGAAGAUGGCUCUGUUGGGCCCCAAGGAAAUUCCGGACCCCAGGGAUCAGAUGGAUUGCCAGGAUUUCCAGGAGUAGACGGACCUCCCGGACCCAAAGGGCGGAGUGGUCUGGAUGGUGUCUCUGGUCCGGUUGGAACUGUUGGACCCUGUUUAGCUGGACCCCCCGGACCUGAAGGAGAGCAGGGACAGUUUGGGCUCAUCGGGUUCACAGGAGGACGGGGCCUAAAGGGUUUGAAUGGUGACCCUGGGCGACCUGGCGUGGGAUUCCCGGGGCCUCAGGGGCCUUAUGGGGCCCCAGGGAUUGAUGGAGCUCCAGGGUCAGUGGGGGAAGUUGGUCCCGAAGGCCAGAACGGGGCCAAUGGGGAGCCAGGAAGCACAGGUCUCAGAGGGGACGUGGGCCCUCCAGGAACCCUCGGGUGUCCGGGGGAUGAAGGGCAACCAGGAGAGACUGGACCACCCGGACUGAGAGGGGAGAAGGGUGUAGACGGGAUCUGGGGUUCUCAGGGGCCCCAGGGGCCUCAGGGGGACCGGGGAUUCACUGGACCAAAAGGACUCCAAACAGAUGUGGAGGUGCACGGGGAUCCUGGAGAUCCUGGAGACAGGGGGCCCAAAGGUUCCACUGGUACCAAAGGAGACAGGGGCCUUCAAGGGCCACAGGGUCCCGAUGGCAGCAGCGGCCAACCAGGAUUUGGCGGUCCACAAGGACCUCCUGGAGACCCCGGCAAGGAAGGAGAGAGAGGUCCUCCCGGUCCUUGUGGACUCAACGGACAACAAGGAGAGAUGGGGAAGCCAGGCUCCAAAGGGGGGAAAGGUGGUGCAGGGCCUUGUGGGGAACCUGGACCGGAUGGAACACCAGGACCCGGAGGACUUAAAGGUGCUAAAGGUGAACCGAGUCCACCCGGACCAGGAUCUAAAGGAUCUCCAGGAGAACAGGGUAAUGCAGGGUGUUCAGGGUCCCCGGGGCCGACGGGGCAACCAGGGGAGGAAGGAGACCCUGGUCCUCCAGGAGAUAGUGGCCCCUGUGGCCCCAAAGGACAGUCCGGGCCCCCGGGAUGUAGAGGUCCUCCUGGGAAUCCUGGUGGAAAGGGUUUUGAUGGUCCACCCGGGAGAAACAGCCCUGAAGGACCCACCGGCCUCACAGGGAACAAGGGGGCCCCUGGAGAUCCUGGUCCAGCUGGUCCCAGAGGGAACCAGGGGCAGGAUGGGAUACCUGGUCCUCCUGGGGAGAAAGGAGAUAUGGGAGCUCCUGGAAUAGGGUCUCGGGGCCCUGACGGGAAUACGGGUCCACCUGGGUGUGUUGGAGAUGAGGGUCCUCCUGGGGCCUGUGGACCACCCGGCCCCCCGGGUCCUGGGGGAAACCCAGGGUUUUCUGGUCCUCCUGGACCACCGGGCCCUGCUGGUUGUCCUGGCAAGGAGGGAGUCUGCAUUGAAGGCGUCAAAGGAGAAAAAGGAGUCCCUGGAGAACACGGCCCCAAAGGUCCCACAGGGUACCGAGGUCCUCCUGGUCCGCCGGGUCCUGGGUUUAAAGGAGAUGAGGGAGUUAAAGGAGCAAGAGGAAACGCAGGACCAGCUGGUAACCCUGGGGACCCUGGACCCCGGGGCCAGCCGGGUGAAGACAAACCACCAGGCCCACAGGGACAGAAAGGCAUGAUGGGAGAUACUGGAGUCACUGGACCUGUUGGUGUGAAGGGCGUGGUCGGACCAGCAGGUAGCGAUGGCCCAAGAGGACCCCCGGGACCACCUGGGAGGAGAGGCCUGCGGGGGGAGGAUGUACCCAGAAACGUGGUGCUGCUGCCAGGGAACAAGGGCUCAGCUGGCCUCCUGGGGUACCCAGGAGAAAACGGAUCCCCGGGGAUCAGAGGGACACCUGGAGGUCCAGGUAUAAAAGGAUUAGUCGGGAGGGGGGGCAGGCCAGGGCCCAGAGGCCGCCCUGGAGUGAAUGGGGAAGAGGGGGAUCCAGGUUUCCCUGGAUCUAAAGGUAUUCUUGGUGAACGAGGACUGGUCGGUGCUAAAGGUAAUCCCGGUCGACCCGGUCCAUGCCGGGACGCUCCGGAGCACGACGGCUUCCUCUUCACCAGACACAGCCAGGAACUCUUUAUCCCAGAAUGCCCUGCAGGAACCACCCUGAUGUACAGCGGGUACUCGCUGCUGUUCAUCAACGGGAACAACCGAGCGCACGGACAAGACCUGGGUACAUUAGGUAGUUGUUUACCUCGCUUUACCACCAUGCCCUUCCUGUUCUGCAACACCGACAACACCUGCCGCUACGCCUCCCGCAACGACUACUCCUAUUGGCUGUCCACCGACCAACCAAUGCCGGGCAGCAUGCCGCUGAUCUCAGGGGACUCUCUGAAGGACUACAUCAGCCGGUGUUCGGUGUGCGAGGCCCGGGCCAACGUGAUCACCGUCCACAGUCAAACCAGCGAGAUCCCAGAGUGUCCGUCGGGAUGGGACCCGCUCUGGUUCGGAUACUCCUUCGUCAUGGAGACGGGGGUUGGGGCCGAGGGCUCGGGCCAGCCUCUGGCCUCUCCGGGGUCCUGCCUGCAAAACUUCCGGAAGAUUCCCUUCAUCGAGUGUCACGGGAGAGGAACCUGCAACUACUACACCGACUCCUACAGCUACUGGCUGGCUGCCCUCAACCCCAACGACAUGUUCAGUAAGCCGAAGCCUCAGAGCGACACCGGAGAGUUUCCAGGAAGUCUGAUUAGCCGCUGCCGAGUCUGCAUGAAGCAACUGUAACCCAACUACAGAUACUACUACAGAUACUACAGAUACUACAGAUACUACAGAUACUACAGAUACUACUACAGAUACUACUACAGAUACUACAGAUACUACAGAUACUACAGAUACUACUACAGAUACUACAGAUACUACUACAGAUACUACAGAUACUACUACAGAUACUACAGAUACUACAGAUACUACAGAUACUACUACAGAUACUACUACAGAUACUACAGAUACUACAGAUACUACUACAGAUACUACAGAUACUACAGAUACUACAGAUACUACUACAGAUACUACUACAGAUACUACAGAUACUACAGAUACUACUACAGAUACUACUACAGAUACUACAGAUACUACAGAUACUACAGAUACUACUACAGAUACUACAGAUACUACAGAUACUACAGAUACUACUACAGAUACUACUACAGAUACUACAGAUACUACAGAUACUACAGAUACUACUACAGAUACUACAGAUACUACAGAUACUACAGAUACUACAGAUACUACUACAGAUACUACUACAGAUACUACAGAUACUACAGAUACUACUACAGAUACUACAGAUACUACAGAUACUACUACAGAUACUACAGAUACUACAGAUACUACUACAGAUACUACUACAGAUACUACAGAUACUACUACAGAUACUACUACAGAUACUACAGAUACUACUACAGAUACUACAGAUACUACAAAUACUACAGAUAUACUACAGAUACUACUACAGAUACUACAGAUACUACUGAUACUACAGAUACUACAGAUACUACUACAGAUACUGCAGAUACUACAGAUACUACUACAGAUACUACAGAUACUACAGAUACUACAGAUACCACAGAUACUACCGAUACUACUACAGAUACCACAGAUACUACAGAUACUACAGAUACUACAGAUACUACUACAGAUACUACAGAUACUACAGAUACUACUACAGAUACCACAGAUACUACAGAUACCACAGAUACUACAGAUACUACAGAUACUACAGAUACUACUACAGAUACUACUGAUACUACAGAUACUACAGAUACUACUACAGAUACUACAGAUACUACCGAUACUACUACAGAUACCACAGAUACUACCGAUACUACUACAGAUACCACAGAUACUACAGAUACUACAGAUACUACUACAGAUACUACUACAGAUACUACAGAUACUACAGAUACUACAGAUACUACAGAUACUACAGAUACUACUGCUGCUAACACAAGGUUUCAAGGUGUUAUUGGUCAUAUGAAAAUCUUAUGUCCCAUGCUCCUCCAACAACUCGACGUACAUGGUGCAGAUAAGAUCAAUAAAAUAGUGCAGAAAGAGAGAACUGACUACUAACUACUGAACACUACUGACUCUGUACUCCUGAUAAAUACUCCGGAGUACUCAGAGCACUGUUGAGGUAUUCUCACAUUCUACUUUUACUCCACUGCGUUUAUUUCACAGCUUCAGUGACGAGCUGCUUUGCAGAUUUAGAAAUGAAUUGAACAAUUAUGUUAAUUCAAAGGACUGUGUAUUUUCACAUCAGUAUUUCUCUGCGGGAUAAGAACUUUUAAUUUGGAUACGUUAAGUACAAUUUGCGGAUUCGACGAUAUUUUCAUGCCGGACUUGUACUAAUCUUUGGUACUUUUACUAAAGUACAGUAUCUGAAUAGUUAUCAUGUAUAUCAUGCAGCCAGUGGAGGGCAGUGCUGAAACACCACAGAAGAAGAAAGGAGCACAUAGAAAACUUGAAGUGAAUGAGAAAAAAAUGUGGAGCUUUUAAUGGGAUGACUCUCGCAGCAAUGCAUUCUGGGGCGUGUAGUCAUCAUUAAACAAAUCUGCAGGAAUUGUAUCUGUUAAACGAUUUUAAUAAAUUGGAAUAUUAGUAUUACAUGUUUACAGUCCAAAGUUAUUAUCUAAUCCUCGUUGUACAUACUCUCUGUAACUGUUAAAGGUCGCUGAUAACAUUUGUGAAUAUUAUUCUUGUUGAGUUUUAAUAAAACAUGUUGUUUUACAGAA